This is a messenger RNA of Caenorhabditis remanei, 210 nucleotides long. RefSeq lists its product as uncharacterized. NCBI's taxonomy places the organism in Eukaryota, Metazoa, Nematoda, Chromadorea, Rhabditida, Rhabditidae. The transcript has 2 exons. The record is from RefSeq and is a predicted model, not a curated record. Bases 1 to 210 code for a protein of 69 amino acids.
AUGCGUUCUAUCCUUGUCAUCCUCUUGCUUCUUGCUCUCUUUGCUCAAACAACUGAAGCUGCGAAGUUCGGUUCGAGACACUUCCAACCAAAAUACUUCCGUUACCGUCGUUGGGAUCCAACUCACGACUUCUAUGAUGACUAUGAGUUCACUCGCGAAGUUCGUCGUCCAUUCCAUCCGAUGGCAUAUCGACAACGUCUUCAACGCUAA